Camelina sativa (false flax) is the source of this 726-nucleotide messenger RNA. RefSeq lists its product as uncharacterized. Gene Ontology annotation, biological process: proteolysis. Lineage: Eukaryota; Viridiplantae; Streptophyta; Magnoliopsida; Brassicales; Brassicaceae. The record is from RefSeq and is a predicted model, not a curated record. Gene Ontology annotation, molecular function: cysteine-type peptidase activity.
AUGGUGCAGCUAUGUAUCAAGCUGGAAGUUAUCUACGAGUCUGAUGAACUGUUUUCAGAAAUAAAAAAGAUUCGCAAGAUCAUUCCACUAUCACUAUUGAUCAAUAUUCUGGAGGUACAACCUGAAGCUAAAUUUGAGCUUUUCCGAGUGACAAAUACAAUACAGAAAGAUACACCAACUGAGGAAAGUAUUGAUAUAACCUAUGCUCGCUUGAGAAAACACAGGGUAGUUCCAGAUGAAACAAAGAAAGUGGACUGGAGUCCUUAUUAUGGUAUCGUGCUAGAUCAGGAAGACCACGACAUAUGUUGGGCUAUAGUAGCAGCUGAAUUGGUCAGGGCUAUAAGAUGGAUUAGAAGACGUGAAAACGGAACGGCAUACUCAAUUCAAGAGCUUAUUGAUUUUGUGGAUCAAGAGAAAGCAAAAUUUGCCAAAAAGGGUCAUUUUUGCUAUACGCUAAGCAUCAUCAAAGCCUUGACAUACAUAGUCAAAAUGGGAAUCCAAAGGGAGGUAGAUCGACCAUUCGUUGGGUGUAGAGCAGAGAUAUAUCAAGGGCCCAUGUACAAGAGUUCAAGGUUUAUGGGCAUGCAUGCAGUAUCAGUGGCAAGAGCUGGAGUUGAUGAAAAAACUGGAGAAAGUUAUAUGGUGGUGAGAUCAUCUCAUGGCGAGAAAAUAGGGGUAAAAGGAAAGGAUGCACUUCAAGCUAGAAGUGUUGGCGUGCUGGUCUAA